CAGGUCCCGAGUGAAUGAAUUACUGGGACAGAAUAACCUACCCGAGACUCUGUUUCCUUUUGUGCACAGUGUGACUAUUACGAAUACUUGCUGCAAUUUUCUUUUCUUUCUUUCUUUCUUUUUUUUUUUUAAAGCUACGACUACUUCUUGUGCUGGGAAUACUCUGCGGUGGUCGCAGGGAGCCCACCCUCGCUGGGGGUCUUUGGACUGGUCCCUAGGGCGCAGUGUUUGGAGUGGAAGAGGAAAGUGGUUAGCUAACCACCAAACCUCCUGCCCUCUCACACACCUGGGAUCCCAGUUUUGACUUUGGUUCUCGCUCACGUAUUUUGUGAAAAUGACACAAUAUCCUGAAACCAUGGAAGACUGUGUGCUCGCCGAAAGUCUGGGACAAGUUUAAGGAGAGAGCUUUCCCUCCUCCACUCAGAGCAGAAAAUGAACAAAUCCCAGGAGCAAGUGUCAUUCAAGGAUGUAUGCGUGGAUUUCACCAAGGAAGAGUGGUGUCUGCUGGACCCUGCCCAGAAGGUGCUUUACAGAGAUGUGAUCCUGGAGAAUUAUAGCAACUUCGUCUCAGUAGGGCAUUGUGUUACUAAGCCAGAUGUAAUCUUCAAGAUAGAGCAAGGAGAAGAUCCCUGGAUACCAGAAAAUGGAUUCCAAUGCCACCCAGAAAGGAAAUGGAAAGUGGAUGACCUAUUAGAGAGCAACCAGGAAAAUCAAGAUGGACACUUUUGGCCACUCAUGUUCACCAACAAGAUCACAAACCUUGAGGGUGGAGGUAACACAAGAAAAACGCCCAGUCCAGACAUUGACUCUCUUUCUUCAAGAAGUUUUCUGCUCAAAGUAUGUGACUCAUGUGAAAUGAAUUUAAAGAAUGUUUCAGCUGUGAUUAUUAGCAAAAAGAACUAUUCCAGAAAGAAGCUUAAUGAGCUUAAUAUAUAUAAGAAACCAUUCUCUGACAGUAGACAGGAGAAAAUUCUUGUAGGAACAAAGUCAUGUGGCGAUGAUGGGGAAAAGGAUGGCCUCCGUCUUUGCCGGGAUCUCACCCGGCCAGUUUCUGAUCAGCCUUUUGCGUAUAAUGAAACAGGACAAGGCUUCCGUGAGGAGGUGGCCCUUUGUACAAGUCAGAACUCUCAGCUAGGGGAGACUCUCUAUAAGCACACUGAAUGUGGAAGAACUUUCGUUGACAGUUUGAAGCUCAGUGUAUCUCAGAAGACGCGUUUGCAUCCGGAACCUCAUGAGUGCAGUAUUUGUAGAAAGUCCUUCUAUGUAGAUUUGCAGUUGGGACAUCACAGAGCUCUCUCAGGAAGCAGUCCUUAUGAGCAUAAUGAAUAUGAGAAACUCUUCUGUGACCGUUCAGCUUUCAUCGUUCAUCAGGAAGCUUACCCAAGAAAGAUCGCCCAGGAGUAUAAAGUGAGCAACAGAACUUGGGGAAAGCCAGCUCUCCUCAAACAUCAGAUAAUACAGAUGGGAGGAAAACCCUACGAAUACCAUGAAAAUAGGAAAAUUUUCAGCAAAAAAUCACAUCCCACCCAGUCUCGAAGACCUCACGUGGGAGAAAAAACGUUUGAAUGUGGUGAAUGUGGUAAAAUGUUUUGGGAGAAAUCAAACCUUACCCAGCAUCAGAGAACACACACCGGAGAGAAACCGUAUGAGUGUACCGAAUGUGGGAAAGCCUUCUGCCAGAAGCCACACCUUACCAACCAUCAGCGGACACAUACGGGAGAGAAACCCUAUGAGUGCAAGCAAUGCGGAAAAACAUUCUGUGUCAAGUCCAACCUUACUGAGCAUCAAAGAACACACACUGGGGAGAAACCCUAUGAAUGCAACGCAUGUAGGAAAUCCUUCUGCCACCGGUCAGCCCUAACUGUCCAUCAGAGAACACAUACAGGAGAGAAACCAUUUAUAUGCAGUGAAUGCGGGAAGUCAUUUUGUGUGAAGUCGAACCUGAUUGUACAUCAGAGAACUCACACAGGGGAGAAACCCUAUAAGUGCAACGAGUGUGGGAAAACCUUCUGUGAGAAAUCGGCACUCACUAAACACCAGAGAACUCACACAGGGGAGAAACCCUACGAGUGUAAUGUGUGUGGGAAGACCUUCAGUCAGAGGUCGGUACUCACCAAGCAUCUGAGAAUCCACACGAGGGUGAAAGCUCUUUUAGCAUCCUGAAUGUUUAGCUUUUGCAUGCCUGUCAAGUCAAUUGUACAGUUUUAAAAACGAGCUUAGAGCCUGCCAAAGAAUACCACAGAGUACUAGAAAAUACCAUUUUGUUGGAAUGCACGAAAGUUUUCAAGAAAAGAAAAACUUUCAUUUGAAAGAUUGUAUUGAAGGGAAAUUAUUCAUAUAAAUAAUAUGGUAAUAAACUUAGAAAUUAAAUUGUAUAAUGUCUUCCAAAUGUGUUUCAAAACUGUCUUUUAAAUAUAAUGAUUCAUAUUAAUUUUACUUGUAUUCAUAGGAAAGUAUGAAACUUAAAAAUGAGUGACUUCAGCAUUAACCAUACAUGUAAAGACAUCCGGUGUUUAUAGACCUUGUGUGAGUAUGUUACUGUAACAGAAGUCUAGGAAACCCUUGAUUUGUGAUUUAUUGGAACCCAGAAAGGAUGUGAGGAAGAAGAUGAGCCCUUGGUUUAACAACUGUUAUUGUAUACUUUCCACACUAAAUACCACCAGCAUUUUUAUAGAUUGAUAGUAUUAUGUAUGCUUCUGAACAUAUUUAUGAAUGUGAUAUAGAUGUAUGAAUAUAUAAAUAUACUUGUAUGCAUGUACCUGUACACCAAUGGCGUUGUCAUAAAGGCAGCUCAUACCAUUUAACAGUGCUGAUGAUUGUUAAAACGUCAGGAUUUUUGUGGAUCAAUUGUCUAAUAUUACAUGAAAUGCACUUCAGUUAUACUGAGAGCAAAGGAAAUAAAUAACACUUGUCAUUCCUAA
Mus pahari (shrew mouse) is the source of this 2921-nucleotide messenger RNA. It is a transcript of the gene Znf248, whose product is annotated as zinc finger protein 248. The transcript is spliced from 5 exons. Gene Ontology annotation, biological process: negative regulation of transcription by RNA polymerase II. The record is from RefSeq and is a predicted model, not a curated record. Bases 433 to 2163 code for a protein of 576 amino acids. Gene Ontology annotation, molecular function: DNA-binding transcription repressor activity, RNA polymerase II-specific. Lineage: Eukaryota; Metazoa; Chordata; Mammalia; Rodentia; Muridae.